AUGAAGGGCAGGAAACUGCAGUAUCCAGGGGAGUUCGAGCGAACAGCUCGCUUGAAAGAGCUCCUUUCCGAUGCACAGAGAUUCAUCAUCACGACGAAUCGUGCGCAAGACUACCCAGAGCACUGUGAUCUUACGUCGAAGACUGCCUGUCCUCCAACAGAACAGACUGGUCUAAAACAAACGAUGGAUUGGCUUCUCGACAGAAUUGAGCACACGAAUGAUCUUGCCGGCAAACUCAUGCAGCAUGUACUCCCAGGAUCGCAGGAUGUUGAGAAACACUUCACGAGAGAUGGCACCAUAUUACAAGACGAUCUUGUGUAUAUCAUGAAAAUCCGACUUGGCGCCGACUCCAGAGACACUCAAAGGCCCAGAAACCCAGAAGAGCCCGGUACCAAUGCCAAACUUCAUACCCGACGACGGUUCCUACGCUACCUGGGCAAUGGUCCUAAUGAACCAUCCGUGGACGUCCAGCGUGAAUUAAAGAUGGAGGAACCUAUGAGUAUUCAUCGGCCCACGUCGCACCCCAACGCCGUACAACAAAGCCCUCCUAUCCCGCAAGCGUCGAACAAGGAUCUCGAGGAAGAGAUUACUCGCCUUCGUAGCUGA
Molecule: messenger RNA, 606 nt
Organism: Drepanopeziza brunnea f. sp. 'multigermtubi' MB_m1
Lineage: Eukaryota; Fungi; Ascomycota; Leotiomycetes; Helotiales; Drepanopezizaceae
Biological process (GO): fusion of virus membrane with host plasma membrane
Molecular function (GO): host cell surface receptor binding
Source: RefSeq, a predicted model, not a curated record